ACUAGUAAUGUGAAAAACAGGUGACUCCUUACAUUUUAAUAAUUAUUUCACAUUUUGAGGAGGAUUUAUGUUUUAAAAAUACAAAAAUGUUUCCUUGUUUCAUUUAUGUACCUGUUUUUAAACAAUUGAAUUAAAACUUUUCAGUAAUACAUAACACCAGCGAUGUUUCCAACAGAUGCAACCAUGCUCAUUUACUAUAGCAGCCAUCUUGUUAAAGUUUUAUUUUUAUAGACUUAUAGCGAAGAUUCAGGCGGAAGUCACUCUAUUUUACAAAUGGCUGCUGUUUAUAUAGCAAAUCUUGCUUGCAGACACUGCUGUUUAAAGUUAAUUUCUGGCAUAUAUUGAUAUAUUUAGCCAUUGAUUUAGGUUUAUUACUCAUUUAUCUAUAAUAUUUGACACAAACAUAUCACAAUAUACUUCUAUUACAGCUUUGACAAUGAGGUAACGUUUUCGCACAUUAAUAGCCGCGGGCGAUUUUACGUACCCAAAACGAUAGAUUACCCCCAAAUCAAUAAUGAUAAUCUGAUAGAAAAUCCAAUUGCCAUGUUAAAUUAUAAAUUAAAAAUUAAAAAGUACAGUAGGUCUACUUGAACUGAUACUCAUACUGUGAUACUGAUACAUGUUUAUUACAAUUCAGAAAAAAAACCUUUUAAAAACAGUGAAGAAACAACUAAAAUUCAGUCUCUUAACACAACUUUUUAAAAUGUGUGUCAUUAAUCUUAUUAUCACACUUACUGAACCCCUCUUCAAACAAAAACAUGAUCACAAAUCUGGACCCAUAGUUGUGUGAUGCUUUUGAAUGACCCCUAAUUAAAACAACUGACAAAAAUUAGCUCAACCAGCUGUCGUUGAUAUUUACUGCCAUGGGAGGCUUCUGGCCCAGUGGGGUUAAUGUUAAUAAGCCUGUUGUCUUUGGGAUAAUAGUCUCUAUAGCAGCAAUUUACUUUAUUUACAGCAGAUAUGCCACAACAACAACAGUAGAAGCAGAUAUUAUCACAUCUGAACGUACAAUGCCAGCGUUGGAUAAGGCUGCUGUGAGAGAUUUACGAAGUGAGGCUAAACUGGUAAAUGUGACUGUCAGAAACAAACUUUUGAGGGUCUAUGUAGUGCAGGUUAUGAAAAACUUGGGAAAAGCCAAACUGGAUGUUCUGUUUCUUCAUGGUCAGAAAUUUUCUUCUGAAGACUGGAUACGAAAUGGAUCUUUAAAUCAUGUGGCCAACUGGGGUUACAGAUCAGUGGCCAUAGAUUUACCAGGACAUGGCAAGACUACAGAUACUAUUGAUGAAUUAGUUGUUGAUGAGUUUCUGAAAGCUUUGGUUUCCAGCUUGAAAAUGAAAGAAAAUGUUGUUAUAAUUGCCCCAUCUGCCAGUGGUAGAUAUGCUCUGCCGUACUUGUUCAAUAAACCAGAGACAAGCACAGACAGAGCCAAAGGAUUUGUGCCUAUAACCCCAGUGGGCACAAACAAAUAUGUUGAUAAAUUUCCAGCAAGUCAGAUUCCAACAUUAAUAGUUUAUGGUACAGAUGAUAAACAAGGAAAAGAAGUUGCUGAAGAUUUGAAAAAGCUGCCUAAAAGUGAGACAUCACCAAUCGAAGGUGCAGGCCAUGCAUGCUACCUUAAUAAACCAGACGAGUUCCAUAAUGCUUUAUAUAACUUUUUGAUAAAGUUAUCUUCAUGAGUUAUCAUCCCAUGUUAUUUUGCCUGAUGUUGAAAAUUGCAAAAGAUUUUUUUUAUUGGUGAAAUUAUUUCAUAUCUUUUUUAAUUAUCUGAUUUCCAGGAAUUUUUCUGAGGGGAAAGCAAUAUCUGGAUACUUAAACUUAUUGCAUUUUUCUUGUUAUAUUUUUUAAUGACUUAUGAUAUUGUUAUUUAGUCCAAAUCUGUUAAUACAUGAAUAUUUGUGCUCAUCUUUUAAAAUUGAAAUAUUAUAUUUUGAAGAACUUUUCUAAAUUUGAUGCUUUCACUGAGGAUGCUUAUAUAGUUGCUUAUUUUUAGACACAGUAAUAUUUCAUAAGAUUUACUAUUUCAACCUGGAAAUAACUGAAAAUACAUUAUCCUUUUCCUAGAAAAUAAAUAAUUUUCAAGUACAGAACAUUAACAUAAUCUGAAAUUAAAAACGUCAUUGCCUAGCCAAAGUUAAAACAACAAAUAGUUGAAUAACAGAAACCAAAGAAACCAAUAAACAAAAUUGCAGUAUGGUGCAAUUAAAAUUUGCUUAUUUGAAAGUUCUAUUUAUUUUGUCUUUCAACAAGGUAAAAAAAUUUGAUAAUCUGCUUUGCACAUUUCAGAUAAUUUAUGCUUGAUUUUGUGCAGUCUACUCGGUUCACAUGCACUAAGCUACUGCUUGUUAACAUAGUUUAUAUUUUAUAUUUAUGAUGUAUAUACAAAAAUGUAAAAUAUGUAUAUUAUGUUAAUCUGCCAAUUACUUGACUUAUUUAUUCAAUGUUGCAUGUUUUUAUCACUGGAUAUUAUGACUUUAUGGAUUAAUUUUGCUUAGGAAUAUAAUUAUUUGUAUUGAAUUCACAACCAUAUGUUUUGUGGUAUUAUUUAUUAUUAAAAUUUAGAUUAUUUUUUUCCAUUUUACUGAUUUUCAAGCUGAACUUUGUUAUUAACCUACCGGCAUUUAAUAAUUUCUAACCUGAUUAUUUUAUUUUAAAUCAUCUUGCCUGUUGAUGACAAAGAUAUUUUAAAUGUCUUAUAAAAAAACAUUAUGAAAAAUGGUUUUUAAAAUAUU
Messenger RNA from Physella acuta, 2729 nucleotides. Its product is annotated as putative protein-lysine deacylase ABHD14B. Lineage: Eukaryota; Metazoa; Mollusca; Gastropoda; Physidae. The record is from RefSeq and is a predicted model, not a curated record. Gene Ontology annotation, cellular component: cytoplasm.